AUGAAAAAUACAAAAGGUAUUAAAAGUACAAAAGGUAUGAAAGGUACAAAAGGGCAUUUUGUUUUCUUGAAUUUAAAUUUAGUAUCAUUCCCACUAACUUUGAAGCAUUCACUUUUGUGA
Molecule: messenger RNA, 120 nt
Organism: Dentiscutata erythropus
Lineage: Eukaryota; Fungi; Glomeromycota; Glomeromycetes; Diversisporales; Gigasporaceae
Source: the annotation of a GenBank genome assembly